Molecule: messenger RNA, 2496 nt
Organism: Labrus mixtus (cuckoo wrasse)
Lineage: Eukaryota; Metazoa; Chordata; Actinopteri; Labriformes; Labridae
Product: pre-B-cell leukemia transcription factor 1-like
Exons: 9
Coding region: 473-1495 (340 amino acids)
Biological process (GO): embryonic organ development; regulation of transcription by RNA polymerase II; neuron development
Cellular component (GO): nucleus
Molecular function (GO): DNA-binding transcription factor activity, RNA polymerase II-specific; RNA polymerase II cis-regulatory region sequence-specific DNA binding
Source: RefSeq, a predicted model, not a curated record
CUCCAAAGCGGAAGUGGCCUCCUCUUCUGCGGGGUAACUUGACGCGGAGCCUCGGCGGUGUUUUUCUGGGAGGAGCGGGGCAGCAGGCGAAGAGCUGAGUGGGCAAAGAAAACAGCAAUAAGCAACAACUAAUGGUCCAAAGCGGGCAUUGUGAGACCUGGACGUUACCACAUCGAUGAAGUUAAGCGGGACUAUCACGUCCUGCACCGUGUUUCAGAGGACCCGUCGGGUCCAGACUUUCAGAGACCGAGCAGGCGGACCGGACUCGUGAAGAAAGGGGGAGCAGGCGGCGGACACGGCGACAUCAAAGGACUCCCAGCUCAAGACGAGAGGGGGAAGCUGCUCUGCUCUCAGACCUUAGACUUGCUGUAUGCUUUCAUUCUGGGAAACUUUUCAACCUCUCACUAAGUUGGACAAAGAGCCCCGUCUGUAGUUCCCCCCCCCCCCCUCCUCUGGAUCAUUGGGAGUAUACAUGGAGAACCAGGCCCGCAUGAUGCUGGGUCAUAUCGGACUAAGUGGACUGUCUGAGGAGGAUGUGGGGGAUCCUGACAACAUCAGGAAACAUCACAGCCUAGGUCAGCCACAGCAGGACAUCGGUGACAUCCUCCAGCAGAUCAUGACCAUCACAGACGAGAGUCUGGACGAGGCCCAGGCCAGGAAACACGCUUUAAACUGCCACAGAAUGAAGCCGGCCCUCUUCAGCGUCCUGUGUGAGAUGAAGGAGAAGAUGGCUCUGGGUAUCCGAGGGAUCCAGGAGGAGGACGGUCCUGACCCUCAGAUAUUGAGGCUCGACAACAUGCUGUUAGCCGAGGGUGUCGCUGGCUUGGAGAAGGGUGGGGCGUCUGCAGCGGCGGCAGCGGUUGCUGUUGCAGCCGGAGCGUCGCCCAGCGAUGGGAGCUUACAGCACAGCGAGUACAGAGAGAAGCUGGCUCAGAUACGACAGAUGUAUCAUGCCGAGCUGGAGAAAUACGAACAGGCGUGCAAUGAAUUCACAGACCACGUGAUGAACCUGCUGAGGGAGCAGUCCCGUACGCGGCCGGUCUCUCCCAAAGAGAUCGAGCGGAUGGUGGGAAUCAUCCACCGCAAGUUCAACACCAUCCAGAUGCAGCUGAAACAGAGCACGUGUGAGGCCGUCAUGAUCCUGCGCUCACGCUUCCUGGAUGCCAGGCGGAAACGGAGAAACUUCAGCAAGCAGGCGGCAGAGAUCCUCAAUGAAUACUUUUACUCCCAUCUGGCGAACCCGUAUCCGAGUGAGGAGGCCAAGGAGGAGCUCGCCAAGAAGUGUUCCAUCACCGUGUCUCAGGUUGCCAACUGGUUUGGAAAUAAGCGGAUUCGCUAUAAGAAGAACGUUUCAAAGCUCCAGGAGGAAGCUAACAUGUACGCCAUGAAGACGGCGGCAAGCGCGUCCUCACAGGCCAGCCAAGGCAACUCUCCAGCCACGCCAAACUCAGGAGGAUACCCGGCUCCAUGUUUCUCUCCUGAAGGGAGGUUGUGAGGAUUAACCUGCAGGACGUCUCCUCAGAGUCACAUGACCCUGAGGGACGGAGGGACAACAGCACCCCCCCCCCCCCUCCCCCCCAACACCGGCCAGCGAGCACUACUUCACCUCCAGCCGCCGCCACCGCCCCCCUGCAGGAUGACCUCCAGUCAAACCCCCCCCCCGCAGGCUGACCUCCACAGACUCUUCAGAACUCUCUCUUCCAUAUUUUUACUCUCCCUGCAGGCUGACCCCACCCCCCCAGCAAACCCCGCCCCCCUGCAGGCUGACCCCCCCCCCCCCCCCCUGUUAGGUAUCUUUAGAUUUGUACUCUCUUUUUAUUUCUUAGAGUUAAAAUAAUAAAACACAAAAAGAAAGCAUGUGAUAGUGAUUUUAAAAAGUGUUUAUAUCGUUUCUUUGCCUUUGUUUGACUCUGAGGUUGUGACGGGUACGUUCAGACGUCUCGCCGACAGGUGUGACCAUAAGUCCAGCUGGUGGUCGCUGGUCAGCGUGUGUAUCCUGUGGUGUUGCUUCUCUUAAAGUUGUAAAUAUAUUUUUACUCUCACAGCUUUUUGUGUUUCUUUAAAGCUUUGUAAGCAACCGAACCAAAGAAGCUUUAACCAGGACGUCCGAGUUCAAAGUUCAGCUGCAGGCCGUGUUUCACCCCCGUGCCCCCUAGUGCUGAGCCAGGGUUCUGCAUCUGACUGGCCUCUGGAUUGUUUUUGUUGUCUCUUUUUUUUAGGGUUAAAUGUUCGUACGAACGUCAGCUGAUCAAAGUCAUACUUUAAUAGUUUCUGAUAUUUGAGAGAAUCACACGAUGUCUGUUAGUUUGAACUUUAUAAACCAUCUCUGCAGAUAUUAUGAAACCAUGAGAAGAGCUGAUGUAUGCAAAGAAUCAGGAUUGAAAUAAUGCUACUAUGAUUGAAGAGCAGCGGCAUCCUGACAUCAUCACGUCUUCAUGUUUCUAUGACGUCUUUUUGUUACUCUGCAAACAUUAAAGUAAAUUACUACACAUCCUC